AUGUCGUUGAUUCCAUUCUUACUCGACUACGAGCUAGAACGACCCCGUCGUUUGAUGGAUCAACAUUUCGGCUUGGCACUUACUCCUGAAGAUCUUCUAAGUGUUGCUGCUGGACCUCUAGUAAACCGGGAAUACUACCGCCCAUGGAGACAUCUUGCGGCCGCUGCUCGUGAUCUGGGCUCCAGCAUCAAAGCUGAUAAAGACAAGUUCCAAGUUAAUUUGGACGUUCAACACUUUGCUCCUGAAGAAAUCUCUGUGAAGACAGCCGACGGCUACAUUGUCGUUGAAGGAAAGCAUGAAGAAAAGAAAGAUCAACAUGGUUACAUUUCUCGUCAAUUCACACGCCGGUAUGCAUUACCCGAAGGUUGUACACCCGAAGCUGUUGAAUCUAGGCUCUCUUCAGAUGGCGUGCUUACUGUUACUGCUCCAAGAAAAGUACCUCCUCAAGUCCAAGGUGAGCGAAAGGUGCCAAUCGCUCAAACCGGCCCAGUCCGCAAAGAGGUGAAAGAUCAGGCUAACGGCGAUAAGGCUGAGAACUAA
Molecule: messenger RNA, 540 nt
Organism: Parnassius mnemosyne (clouded apollo)
Lineage: Eukaryota; Metazoa; Arthropoda; Insecta; Lepidoptera; Papilionidae
Source: the annotation of a GenBank genome assembly